AUGGUGACGGCCGAGGCAGCCCACAACGUGGUUGGCAUCAUCGGAAAUAUCAUAUCUUUUGGACUCUUCCUCUCACCAUGCCCGACAUUUUAUAGAAUCAUAAAGAAUAAGUCGGUGGAGGAAUUUAAGGAGUAUCCUUACCUUGCUACGGUAUUGAACUGCAUGUUUUGGGUUAUCUACGGCUUGCCAUUUGUCCGUCCCGACAGCAUCCUUGUCAUCACCAUCAAUGGGGUCGGACUUGUGAUAGAGCUUAUCUACCUUUGCAUUUUCUUUUCCUAUGCUCCAAAUAAGGGAAGGAAGAAGGUUGUCUAUUGGCUUUGUGGGGAAAUCGCCUUUGUUGUUGCAAUGUCACUUGUGUUCCUGCUGGUUUUUCAUGAUCACAAGAGAAGAAUCCUUGCCUUUGGAAUUUUCUGCGACAUGUGUAACAUCAUAAUGUACACCUCACCUCUUACCAUCAUGAAAAAAGUGAUCACCACAAGGAGUGUAGAGUACAUGCCCUUCUAUCUCUCGCUAGCCAAUUUUCUCAAUGGCUGUGUAUGGACUGCGUAUGCCCUCAUCAAGCUUGACAUAUUCAUUCUGAUCAGCAAUAGCCUUGGGUCGAUAUCUGGCGCGGUGCAACUCAUACUUUACAGUUGCUACUAUAGAUCCACGCCAAGAGAUGAGAAGGUCAUUGAACCGAAGGCUUCUCAAAUCCAGCUCUCUGUUUCUGAUGGACCGGACAGAGUGUAA
Messenger RNA from Eucalyptus grandis, 729 nucleotides. Its product is annotated as bidirectional sugar transporter SWEET4. The record is from RefSeq and is a predicted model, not a curated record. Gene Ontology annotation, cellular component: membrane. Bases 1 to 729 code for a protein of 242 amino acids. Gene Ontology annotation, molecular function: sugar transmembrane transporter activity. The transcript has 6 exons. NCBI's taxonomy places the organism in Eukaryota, Viridiplantae, Streptophyta, Magnoliopsida, Myrtales, Myrtaceae. Gene Ontology annotation, biological process: carbohydrate transport.